Messenger RNA from Malania oleifera, 2082 nucleotides. RefSeq lists its product as uncharacterized. The transcript is spliced from 4 exons. The record is from RefSeq and is a predicted model, not a curated record. The coding region runs from base 373 to 1773 and encodes 466 amino acids. Lineage: Eukaryota; Viridiplantae; Streptophyta; Magnoliopsida; Santalales; Ximeniaceae.
GACCAAAGGCUUACCUUCAUCAAAAUGGAAAGACAAAAACGGAAUAAGGUACCCUACCACACUCGUGGACAAAGUCAAGUGAAAUACCCAGGCCACACAAAAACCUGAGUUAGUUGAUUGUUGCACUCUAAAUGCAGAUUCAGCCUUUAAUAUCAGGCCUGCCCUAAACUUCUAGGUCACUGCUGCCCCUCAUGUGUGAAAGGGACAUUGGUAAUAUUUAAUGUUUUUGAUAAACACAAAGCAGAUUAAGGUCACAUAGGUAAAACAGGAACCUACAUAAAAGUGCCCUGGAAAAGUUGCUGUAAAGGGAGAAAGAAAGGAGAAAUACUGAAACAGUUCGCGGCUCCUCUGUAGAGCUCGACAGUUUCAGUAAUGGCGUCGCUUGAGCAAGAAGAAGAAGAAGAAGAGCGGCAGCAGCAGCAGCUAGAAACUUCAAACUCUUCUGGGAAGCUUCUCAGUACGUACUUGGGCCUUAGUUUCUCCAUUUUCUUGUCUUUCCUCCCGAGAGCUUCGCUAUCGUUGAUACCCACUCUGCAGUCUCGCAACAGGGAGCUGUCAAUGAGGCUUUUGCAGGCGGAGGAGCAGCUGAGGCAGAUGAAGUCGCGCAGGAAGGAGGACUCCAAGGCGAACGCUCGAGUGGUGGAGAUCUUCGCCAGCCACCGCAACGCCUGGCAGCAGGAGGAGAAGCGGCUCCUGGAGCAGAUCGACGCUUCGGCGGAAGAAAUUGCGCGUCUGAGGGCGAAGCUCAAGGAGUGCGAGCAGUUCGAGGCGGAGCUCAAGGGUCAGGUGGAUGGGCUGAGGAGGGAGGUCAGCGAGAGGGACGAAAUGCUCAAUUUCAUGUCGAGGAAGGCUCAGGAGUUCGAGGAUUAUGAUUAUGGGUCGGUCCGCGUGGUUGAGGAAUUGGACGGUGGCUGCGCCGGAGGUGGCGGCGGGCCGUAUGCGUGUGUCGGAGAUAGUGGGGACAUUGGCGGUGAUUGUUAUGGGGAUGUGUCGAGGUUCGGGAAAAUUAGGGCUUCCGAGGGGCUGGAUCCGAUUGCGGACGAGUGUUUCUUGGAGAGGAAUCGGAAUGCCGAAGAAAUUGCUGUCUUGUAUGGGCAGAACAGUUGUUUUAGCUCUGAUAUGCUGCCGUCGGCGUCCAAGUUGUGGGCAGAAAGAGCAGGACUCUGGCAGGACAUACAGUGUGAAUCCCUUGAAUCACUGUAUCACGCGAAGCAUUUUGUGGCAAGAAGGGAAUCCCCUUGGAAAGUAGAUGGUGAAUCGACAGGCAUUGCCUCUAAACUUAAAUUGCUAGAACAGGAACUACUGAAUUUGGAAAGAAUUGGUAAAAGUGAUCUGUCAAAGGUACCAUCAUUGAUGAGGAAGCAAGCAAAGCGAUAUCAAGCCCUUGCAGGGAAGAUUGAUGACCUAUGCCAAAGAAUGCAGGUAAGUGAUCCCUGUGAAUCUACCCUCAGCACUGAGUUCCGAACAAAACGGCAAACAGAGUUUCUUCUUGAAGCAUUUCGACUUCAGCAGCGUGCAUCUGAGACUGGGCAGAAGCUAAUGGCAUUACAAACUGAAGCAGGCAAGGGUUACUCGGGCGAUGAGCUUGGGGAUCAGGCCAAACUUGCAACGAGACGGUCUCUGAACUCCAUCAGAAACAACUUCAAAGAAAUUCAGAGAAAUUUGGAGAUAUGGUUGGCAAGAAUCAUCGGAGAUCUGGAAGGGAUUCUGGCUCGAGAUGGUGCUUCUCGUGUAAGAGAAUACUAUAUGUCCAGAUACCCUUUUGUUCAAUAGAAUAGAACCCUGUGACUGGAAGCCUAGAAUCAUUUCCCCUUUUGUUAAUACAUAUACGUAUAUGCUGAUCCAAGCUAUUAAAGUGGCAGCUAGAUUCCUCGUGGAAAUGAAAGCAUUCCACUUUUGAGUAUGGCAACAGUUAAACUUGUAAUAAUCCAUGUUAGAAAGAAGGCACCGCGUGAAGGAAUCAUACUCCAAUUAUAGGGGCCACUCCAAUUCCCAUAAUGGAAUGCUAUCUGAGCCCCAAGAUAUUAUUUGUUUGGUGACAAAGUGAGAUGGAAUGGAAUAUAAUUUUGCAUAUUCACCAUA